AUGUCGGCGUCACGUUUCCUCCUCACCGUUCUCGUCGUGGGCAGCGUGUGCACCGCCGCCGCUCCUCGUGCGCUCGCGGCUCGCGAGCUGGCCGGGGAGGAGGAGGUUGCCGCCGCCGCUGCGAUGGCGUCGCGGCACGAGAAGUGGAUGGCGGAGCACGGGCGCACGUACAAGGACGAGGCGGAGAAGGCGCGGCGGCUGGAGAUAUUCCGCGCCAACGCGGAGUUCAUUGACUCGUUUAACGCUGCAGGGAAGCACAGCCACCGGCUGGCCACCAACAGGUUCGCCGACCUCACCGACGAGGAGUUCCGGGCGGCCAGGACCGGGUUCCGGCCGCGCCCGGCGGCGGCGGCUGCGGGGAGCGGCGGCGGCGGCCGGUUCAGGUACGAGAACUUCAGCCUGGCGGACGCGGCGCAGAGCGUGGACUGGCGGGCGAUGGGCGCCGUCACCGGCGUCAAGGACCAGGGAGAGUGUGGUUGCUGCUGGGCGUUCUCGGCGGUGGCGGCGGUGGAAGGGCUGAACAAGAUCCGGACGGGGCGUCUGGUGUCGCUGUCGGAGCAGGAGCUGGUGGACUGCGACGUCAACGGCGAGGACCAGGGCUGCGAGGGCGGCCUCAUGGACGACGCGUUCCAGUUCAUCCAGCGCCGCGGCGGGCUGGCCUCGGAGUCCGGGUACCCGUACCAGGGCGAGGACGGGUCGUGCCGCUCGUCCGCCGCAUCCGCGCGGGCGGCCUCCAUCCGGGGCCACGAGGACGUGCCGCGCAACAACGAGGCCGCGCUGGCGGCGGCCGUGGCGAACCAGCCCGUGUCCGUGGCCAUCAACGGCGAGGACUACGCGUUCCGGUUCUACGACAGGGGCGUGCUGGGCGGGGAGUGCGGCACCGACCUCAACCACGCCAUCACCGCCGUCGGGUACGGCACGGCGGCCGACGGCAGCAGGUACUGGCUGAUGAAGAACUCGUGGGGCGCGUCGUGGGGGGAGGGCGGCUACGUCCGGAUCCGCCGCGGCGUCCGCGGGGAGGGCGUCUGCGGACUCGCCAAGCUGCCGUCCUACCCCGUCUAA
Molecule: messenger RNA, 1062 nt
Organism: Miscanthus lutarioriparius
Lineage: Eukaryota; Viridiplantae; Streptophyta; Magnoliopsida; Poales; Poaceae
Source: the annotation of a GenBank genome assembly